This is a messenger RNA of Salvia miltiorrhiza (redroot sage), 1987 nucleotides long. RefSeq lists its product as uncharacterized. Bases 873 to 1766 code for a protein of 297 amino acids. The record is from RefSeq and is a predicted model, not a curated record. NCBI's taxonomy places the organism in Eukaryota, Viridiplantae, Streptophyta, Magnoliopsida, Lamiales, Lamiaceae. The transcript is spliced from 10 exons.
AAUACACGAACUUUGAUAAAAGUUGCAAUUUUCAUCUGAACUUUCAAAUUAGCCAAAAUAUAACCCCAUUUUUUUUUUUUAAAUGCCAAUGUUUUGGAUAACAACUAAAUAAAGUACAUUUUUUUUGGAAAAAGACGUCAGCUUUUUUAUUUAAAAGCUGAAAAAUAUUUUUUUUAAUGCAUGAAACAACUUUAAAAAAUACCCAAAAAAAUAGCCAAUUUGCAAGAGGCAGGAAUCGAACUCUUGCCCAUGUAUUUUGAAGGCUAUAACUUAACCAGUUGCGCCACUACACUAUUUCGAAAUAAAAUGUACUCUAUUAAAUAUAUACUUACUAUAAUAAACAAAUUUAAACAAAUAUAAAGUAUUCAUAUCAAUAUCAGGCGCGACAUUCACCCAUCUGCGCGAACUUCAUUCGAAACCCUGUUCCGCGCCAUCUCAGAAAAAAGCGCGGGCAGACGCCGUCUUCACCGUCGCCGGCAGGCCUCGUGGACUCCGGCGACAUCUCACUGCUAUAUUCAAUUUUCAAUUCGUUCGGAACCCUCGCCCGACCAUCCCAGUUGAAGCAAUUCACCGCUGCCUCAUCUGAGUAAAAAUCAGUCGCCAUCGCAGCCUCGUGGACUCCGACGUCGACGUCGUCUUCAGCAUCGCCGGCACGCCCUUUUCGAAAGGAUUCAUCUUCUUUGCUGCCUCAAGCAACACCUUUAAUUAACUGCAACUCAAUCGGAGGUUUACAUAAUAGACUUUGGUCUUGCUAAGAAAUAUAGGGAUCUCCAGACUCAUAGGCACAUUCCCUACAGGGAAAACAAGAAUCUCAUUGGCACUGCUCGCUAUGCCAGUGUUAAUACACACCUAGGGGUUGAUUUGUAGAUUGGAUGGCUUCAAUUAGCAGCAGGAACUCCACUGUUGCAUCUUCUAAGUCAAAGAGAGGAAAAAUUUGUUUAAAUGGUGUUGCUCAGAGAAGGGCCAAAGGAAUCAAGCAUGUAGUCGAGUUCAAUAAAUAUGGACAACCAGUGGGCAAAGUUGCAGCUGAAAUGCAGAGCUAUAUUGGGCUACUUACUCGGGAGCAUGUUAAGAUAAAUAUUAAGACUUGGAAACAAGUGCCAGAUGAUGUGAAAGAGGUUAUUUGGGAAUCAGUGACAUCAUCUUAUGAAGUUCCUCAGGCAUGGAAGGUUGGUUGCAUGAAAUCAGCCAGUGUGAAAUGGCGUAAUUGGAAACAUGCUCUUCGUAAAGAAUAUAUUCUGCCGAAUGAAAAAGAUCACGUGAAGUUGUAUGAACCACCACAAGGAAGUGGUAUUUCAGAAAGAGAAUGGAAUCAAUUUGUAAUAUAUUGUAUUUCCAAUGAUUUCAAGAAUCUAAGUGAUGAGCAAAAGGAAAGAAGACAGAAGAAUAUAUACCCGCAUCGACUGUCUCGUAAAGGAUAUGCCGCCCUGGCUGAAGAAAUGAAGGAUGAGUUACUUGGUGAUGAGAACAUUGAUAGAGCUAUAAUGUGGAAGAAAGCUAGAUUGAAAAAAGAUGGGAGCGUAGAGAAUGAAGACUUGAAGAAAGUUGUUGAAAAAAUUGAUGAACGUCUACGUGAAAAGGAGCAAGGAGAUUCGACUAAGGUAGAUGGGUUUUAUGUGAUGCGGUUUAUGAAAGAGAUUGUGAAAGCAUGUGAAGAUGUUGAUUCCAUUAGCGUGGCAUCGCUGUUUAAAAAAUGCGAAUAUUCUGAAAGUGAGAUCAACGAGGUUCGUGAGGAUUGGGCAGGUUCUAUCAUUAAUGAGAUAUGACAUGUGAUAUGGAGAACUUCAAGGCUGAGUUGAUAUGGUUUCUUAAUUGCCUUUUGGACAUAUUAUAAUUUUGUUGGUGUUGGAUGUAAUUUUGGAACAUACUAUAUUAGAUAAUUAGUGAAUUGGAGGAUAUAUUAUUGUUUUUUGAAUGUUGGAGAUGUUGUAAUGGAUUGUGUUUGAGGAUUUUGGACAGUUUAUAAUUAUGAAUGUUGAAAUUGACA